Tripterygium wilfordii is the source of this 1685-nucleotide messenger RNA. RefSeq names its product RING-H2 finger protein ATL20-like. NCBI's taxonomy places the organism in Eukaryota, Viridiplantae, Streptophyta, Magnoliopsida, Celastrales, Celastraceae. The transcript is spliced from 2 exons. Bases 278 to 1537 code for a protein of 419 amino acids. Gene Ontology annotation, molecular function: polysaccharide binding. The record is from RefSeq and is a predicted model, not a curated record.
GAAAAUCAAGAAAGUCAUAUGUUGGAGGCUGUCUGUCGACAUUAUUGAGUCGUAUAUAAUUUAUCUACACAGUUAUAAAAAGACAAAUAAAUGCAGAGUUUUUUCUGCUAUUUUAAAUUACAAGUAACCAAACACCAACCGUUGACUUAUGCUAUUAAGGAUCCACUGCUCCCCUUCUCACCGUUCCAUGUACUUUCUCUAUGAACAAGAAAAUCUUUACUAGUCUUUGGCUCUUUGCUGGCGAUACACAUCUCUGCCCAGUAGAAUCGACACUGUUAUGAACCGCAGAGAAUUCAAACCUCGCACGAAGCCUUAUAUCCUCCUCUCUUCACUGCCGAGGUCUCCAAUGGCUCCUUUUGAACUCUGCAUCUUCUUUUUGUUCCUCCUCUCAUUUAUUCAGAUUUCAAUAGGCGUCGAAGACUGCCAGAGCGUAUGCGACGGCAACAUAUUCGGCGGCAAUCCUGUCGUUCGCUUCCCUUUUCAGUUCAAAACCGGCUCUAAAACCUCUCGAUGUGGGUUCCCGGGAUUCGAUCUCGCCUGCGACAAAAACGGGUUUUCGAUCCUCACUCUACCUCACGCUGGUCAAUUCGUGGUCGAAUAUAUCGAUUACAGGUCCCAAUCUAUUUGGUUCAACGACCCUGGUUUCUGCCUCCCCAAACGACUUCUUGAUUCCUCAUUCAAUCUCUCUGACACUCCCUUCAUCGAAGAGUACAAUCGCUACUUCACUUUCCUUAAUUGCUCUGAUUCAAGUGAUGGGUCGAAUUCGCAGAUGAUUUUGCCUCAGUCACGGUAUUUGUCUUGCUUAAGUCAAGAAAACUACACCGCUUGGGCACUCCCGACGGAUGUGUACGAGUCACAGGGGGCGAUAUACCCGUCGUGUACGGUGAUAUCUAAGACGGUUUAUGUUCCGGUUCCGUGGCUGCGGUGGACCGAUCUUAGUGCCGGUUCGAGGUUGUUGUGGGUUGAACCGGACUGUAAAGAGUGCGAAGAGGCCGGUGGAACUUGCGGGUUCGCGGGUGAUUCGGGUCUGGAUAUCGGUUGCUUCAAUCUUCCCAAAGAUGGUGGUAUCCCAAGGAGUGCUAAAUAUGGCAUUGCAAUAGGCAUAGGCAUACCCGGACUCUUGUGUCUUAUAGGCCUUGUAGGGUACCUCUACGGCAGAGUCAAGUCCUAUAGCCAACGCCACCGGGCCGUCAGUACAGAAUUUUCAUCCUCAAUUGCUCCACAGCCGGUGAUCAUUGUGUCCGGACUCGACGGCCAGACAAUCGAGAAGUUCCCGAAGACAUUGUUAGGCGAAAGCCGAAGGCUGCCGAGGCCCGGUGACAACACUUGCCCUAUAUGUCUAGCUGAGUACCAGCCCAAGGAAACAAUAAGGACUAUACCAGAAUGUAACCAUUACUUUCAUGCUGUUUGCAUUGAUGAAUGGCUAAGGAUGAACCCAACAUGUCCCUUGUGCCGGAAAUCUCCGGACAGUUCCUCUCGAAUCACGCCUUCUUGUUCCGCAUCUUCAUCUUCAACAUCGUUGCCGUCCUCACCCUAAGAUUUUUGUGAUUUUUGUUGGUGCAUAUGUAUACUGUAUGUUUCGAUGAUAUUUGUAUAUGGUAUGUUUUAAUUAAUGAAUGAUAGAUGUAUAAAUUGAAUUCAGUUCUGGAAAGUGGAAACAGCCAUGGGUGCGGGUGGAAGGUCUA